Messenger RNA from Thunnus maccoyii (southern bluefin tuna), 2219 nucleotides. Its product is annotated as rho guanine nucleotide exchange factor 19. Bases 160 to 1881 code for a protein of 573 amino acids. Gene Ontology annotation, cellular component: nucleus; cytoplasm. The transcript is spliced from 12 exons. NCBI's taxonomy places the organism in Eukaryota, Metazoa, Chordata, Actinopteri, Scombriformes, Scombridae. Gene Ontology annotation, molecular function: guanyl-nucleotide exchange factor activity. The record is from RefSeq and is a predicted model, not a curated record. Gene Ontology annotation, biological process: activation of GTPase activity.
AGACUGCUUCCACCAUUUGCCACCAUUUCAUCCGAGUGAUUGUGAGGCUGAUGGAGGAUGCUGCAGUAAAUAAACACAUCUAAAGUUUCAUGUUGGGCAGAGUUUAAGUAUCAAAGAGUUUUUGGUGUCAGCCUUGAGAGAACAGAGAACUGGUGCAUUAUGGCUCAAUUUGACUGCAGAGAUGAAAGCGAUCACUGCUUGAGCAGGAGCGUUGUCACCAAUCUGCACAUUGAUAAUAGUGAUCCAGUGAACUAUUUGAUCUCACAAACCAUGAACACAACAGAGCAGCUUCCUUCAGGGUUUCCUCCUCUGGAAAGCAGCAGUGCAGAGCAGGCUGGAAGUCCUGAUGAGAGCAAUGACUGCCUGAACCAGCCUGAGGAUUGCAGUCCUCCUAUAGACAUAUCUUCAGCCCUCAGGUCAGUUGCGUCAAUGGGCACGUGGGAUUUUGGAAAAAUGCACUCAACAGUGUCAAAGCUGUUCUCAGAGGAAGUUCUUGAGGAAGACGACUCAACUUUGUCCCCAUUAGAUGAUCAGGAUACAAGCACAGAAGAGGAAGAUGAUCCAGCUAAAGAGAAAGCACUGAGUAUAUCAUUCCACUCCAAGUACAUUCAUAUUUUCCCGCUGUAUCAGGACUACUGUCUGCAGGCGGUGAAAGAUGAUCUGCACAGCUUUAGCAAGUGUUCUGUGUCUGAACUGAUAACCCCCCAGUACCUGCAGGGCCUGCAGUCCCGUCUUAGCCUUCUUUGCCGUUCAGAGGCUCCAUCUCCUCAACAGAGUCUCCAAGAGACGACUCCAUCCUCUCAUCACCUUAUUAAGGUGACCCCAUGUACUCUCUGGCAAGAUCUAGAUGAGGUGAAGGCAGCGGGCCUGCUAAGCAGCUUGACUACCAGAGAGAUCCGCCUUCAGGAGUCGAUGUUUGAGUUGAUCGGCUCUGAAGCAUCUUACUUGAGGAGUCUCGGAGUCGCUGUCGAUCAUUUCUUUGUGUCAAAGCCACUGAAGCAGACUCUGUCUCAAAUGGAGCAUCACAUUUUGUUCUCCAACAUUCGUCGUGUGAAGGCAGCCAGUGAGAAGUUUCUUAUGGAUCUGGAAAUUCGACUGGGGGAGAGUGUUGUAAUAUCUCAGGUUGGAGACAUUGUGCUCCAGCACUGCCCAGCGUUUCGCACUCUCUAUGUGCCGUAUGUGACUAACAUGAUGUACCAGGAGGCCCUUAUCAACCAGCUGCUGCAGCAGAACAGAGACUUUCUGUUUUCACUCAAGAAGCUCGAGAGUGACUCAGUGUGUCAAAGACAGAGGCUCAAGUCAUUCCUUGUCCUCCCCUUCCAGAGAAUUACUCGUAUUAAACUCAUCCUGGAGAGCAUCCUCAAACUGACUAAACCAGACUCUGACUCAGUUUCAAAUCUUGAAAAGGCAAUAGAAGCCAUUCAUGAGAUAGUGUCCGAGUGUGACAAGGGGGUCAAAAAAAUGAAACAAAUAGAGGAGCUGGUCUGCCUGGAAAUGCUUCUGGACUUUGGCAAAAUGAAGUCGGUCCCCCUGGUGGUAAGUGGGCGUUUUCUGGUGCACCAGGGUCCCAUGAAACAGCUGACUGUGGAGAACACUUACAACUCAAGAAUGUCAUUCAUCGGCGUCUACCUUCACCUCUUCAACGACCUUCUGAUCAUCUCCUCGAAAAAGGAUCAGCGGUUCAUAGUAGAGGAUCAUGCUGAAUUCCCCACACAUGUGCACGUUGAGCAUCUGAAGACUGAAGUCCUGGGUUUACCUCCAGACUCCUUCCUGCUACAUCUCUCUCAAAGUCAAACUGGACAACCGACCGCCAUGAUACUUGUUACACACACAAGGUCAGAUAAAGAGACCUGGAUGAAGGUGCUGUCAUCUAAACAAUGAUUGAAAGGUUCUGUUAUUUGGAUUUUAUGCAUCAAACUUGGUGCUAUUUAACUUUCACACAAAUAUACAUUUUGAUGGUUUUGCACAACUUAAAUGUUUAAUUAUUCACUCUAAGAUUAUCUUCACUUGACUUUGUACUUUAUACUGUUCUUGAUAAAGGCACUCUUAAAGCACUGUAUGACACAUGAAGCACUGAACAGACACACAGUUAGUAAAUGGAUGUUUUUUUAUUACUGGGAAUACAUGUUUUUACCUGUAUUAAAAUUCUAGCCUCUUUAAAGCUAUGUCCACUCUUUUCCUACAUAAAAUAAAUAAAUAAAAUGUCUUUUCUUACAAUA